Phodopus roborovskii (desert hamster) is the source of this 381-nucleotide messenger RNA. RefSeq names its product cancer/testis antigen 83 (gene Ct83). The transcript has 2 exons. The record is from RefSeq and is a predicted model, not a curated record. NCBI's taxonomy places the organism in Eukaryota, Metazoa, Chordata, Mammalia, Rodentia, Cricetidae. Bases 1 to 381 code for a protein of 126 amino acids.
AUGAACAUCAUAUCCAUUCUUCUUGGCAGCAUCAUUUUUGCUUUCUUCUUCUCCAUCUUAAAGGUGCUAUUUCAGAUGACUGAAUAUGAAAGAUCAUCCAACCCAAAACCUUCUGCACUGCUGAGAGCAAAUCCCAUUCGGUCAUACAGGAACACUCCUCUGAGUUUCCCUGGCAAGCGCUACAACCAGGCUAUGGUACACCAUUUUCCACGGACAUUAGCCUUGCACAAACAAAUACUAGUCAAUCUGAACAUCAUGGAAUGCCAACUGACCAAAUUGGAGCAAUUCCUGUCUGUGAGUCGCUCGCAUGGUCAUGCAAAGCCUAGGCGGAGAGCCACUGUGAAAAUUCCUAUAGAAAGCGACAGUGGAAGCAACCAAUAA